AUGGAGAAAUCUUUCAAAGAAAAACCGAACAGAACCUGUGAAAGCGGAGAAAAAAAUGGAGGGGAAGGAUUGAGUGAGGGAAAUUUGCAAGUACGCAUGGAAAAGAAGAAAUUAGAAGGAGAAGAAGAGUUCAGUUUGCCGACAGAGGUAUUGAACAAAAGGGCUGAUGAUUUCAUUGCGAGGGUAAACAGACAAAGGAUGAUUGAAGCUAGGCUAUUGGUCAUUUAUGAAAAUGUUGCUGGCAAGGUUGUCCUUAUAACCGGUGCAUCAUCUGGCGUUGGUGAGCAUUUGGCUUAUGAGUAUGCUAGUAGAGGAGCCUUCUUAGCUCUUGUAGCCGGGAGAGCAAGAAGUCUCACUGAAGUUGCAGAAACAGCCCGGUACAUUGGCUCUCCUGAUGUUAUCAUGAUCACUGCAGAUGUUCAGAGGGUGGAAGACUGUAGACGAAUGGUUGAGGAAACAGUGAAUUAUUUCGGUAGAUUGGAUCAUCUGGUUAACAAUGCUGGCAUCAAUGAAGUUGCUAUGCUUGAAGAAAUGGCAGAUAUCACCAGUUUUAGGACCAUAAUGGAUACAAACUUCUGGGGUUCAGCCUAUACAACCCGUUUUGCAGUUCCAUACCUACGAAAUAGUGGAGGCAAGAUUGUAGCCAUUUCCUCCUCCGGUUCAUGGUUACCGACACCAAGAAUGAGCAUCUACAACGCGAGCAAAGCCGCUAUGCUCAGUUUUUUCGAUACGUUAAGAGUUGAAUUAGGUUCGCGUGUUCAUGUAUUGGUUGUGGCAACUGGGUUCAUAGAGUCUGAAUUGAACCAAGGGAAGAAUUGGAUGAAGGAAAGCACAAUGGACGUGGAUCAAGACCUGAGGGAUGUUCAAGUGAGUGGUUUCCAAGUCAAGACCGCUAGCGGAUGCGCCAAGGACAUAGUGAACAGUGCUUGCCGAGGAGACAAGUACCUGACAACGCCGGCAUGGUUCCACGUCACCUGGGUGUGGAAAAUUCUCUGCCCUGAUGCCAUCGAAUGGUUUUACCGAUUGAUCUAUAUCACUAGAACAGACGAACCGGCAACAGAAGCGCCUAGCAAGAAAGUUCUUGAUGGCACUGGAGCCAAGAAAAUCCUUUACCCUGCAAAAAGAUCUAUAAAUAGUGAAAAGGUGGCAGGAAAAGUAGUUCUAAUCACCGGGGCUUCUUCAGGUAUUGGCGAGUAUCUUGCAUACGAGUAUGCUAGGAGAGGAGCAUGUUUAGCCCUUGCUGCUAGAAGAGAGGAACGUCUUUCGGCAGUUGCUGAUAAGGCCCGGCUGCUGGGGUCACCGGAUGUUAUAGUCAUCUCUGCUGACGUUUCAAAGGUUGAAGACUGUGAACGGAGUUGUCGUCUUACUACGAGUCAUGGGGUUUAUGCAACAGUGGAUCAUCUGGUGAACAAUGCUGGUAUUAUUCAAAUUGACAUGUUUGAGGAUUGCAAGCAAAUUCCAGAUUCUGAAACGCUUAUGAACACAAAUUUCUGGGGUUCUGUAUAUGUCAUUCGUUUUGCUAUUCCACACCUAAGGAAAAGUAAAGGAAGGAUUGUAGGGAUUUCUUCAAUUGCUGGAUGGUGCUCAGUACCUAAGAUGAGCUUCUACUGCGCAAGCAAGGCGGCCCUAAUCAGUUUUUAUGAGACACUGAGUGCUGAAUUUGGUUCGGAUAUUGGAAUAACAAUAGUCACUCCUGGUGUAGUCGAGUCAGAAAUGAGCCAAGGUGAUCUUGUAUCAAAGGCUAAAAUGGACUUGAUUCCUGCAGAAUCAACAGAAAUGUGUGCUAAAGCAAUCGUGGACAGCGCUUGCCGGGGAGACCGGUACUUGAUAGAGCCGUCUUGGGCAAGGAUUACGUUUCUGCUGAAAGUCCUUUGUCCUGAACUGCUGGAGUGGUGCUUCCACUGGGUAUUAGUUGCUAAGACUUCAAAGAAAAGGAACUAG
Dovyalis caffra is the source of this 1941-nucleotide messenger RNA. The record is from the annotation of a GenBank genome assembly. NCBI's taxonomy places the organism in Eukaryota, Viridiplantae, Streptophyta, Magnoliopsida, Malpighiales, Salicaceae.